Messenger RNA from Clupea harengus (Atlantic herring), 2584 nucleotides. It is a transcript of the gene slc7a7, whose product is annotated as solute carrier family 7 member 7. Lineage: Eukaryota; Metazoa; Chordata; Actinopteri; Clupeiformes; Clupeidae. Gene Ontology annotation, biological process: amino acid transmembrane transport. Gene Ontology annotation, cellular component: membrane. The record is from RefSeq and is a predicted model, not a curated record. Gene Ontology annotation, molecular function: basic amino acid transmembrane transporter activity; L-amino acid transmembrane transporter activity.
AUCUAACGCCCUCCCCCUCCCACCCGCUGUAGCCUACUGUGAGAAAGCAGAAGCGUCUCAACUGAUUAAAGCCGCGUACACCUUCAGAGUCAGCGUGGGCUGGAGAGAUCUGGCCAGAAGGAACCAUCGAAAGACCGACCCGCAUGAAGAAUUACUUUAACAUUUACCAGAGGCUGUGUACAUAUGUUAAUACGUUUUCAUUUGAACUUGGUCGUAUGACAUGGCAACGAUGAUGUCGAGAGGCCGAAUGAAUAGCGUCCAAUGAGAAUGUCAUUCGCGGUCAAUCACAGCUGCAACUAAUAGAUGAAUCGUUACCUGUUGGACUUGCAAAGAUGAUAUCGUAACCACGCAAGCUGAAGCUGACAACUGACCACUGAGACUGUUGCAGGCAAGACUCUUUUCUGAGUGACAGCUAUUUGGACCAAUAGCAAUACCCUGAACUAGUAUAUAACCACUAAUCGGACCAAUCCCCAUCACGCAUCCCAUCCGUUCCACUUGGACUCAUGGCGUCUUACAGUCCCGCCCUGACACAGGAAGAGUCACCGGCGGAGAUGACCAAUGGCACGGGCCCAUUGAAGUCAGCUGACUCCCAGGACUGCAUGAAGCUGAAGAAGGAGAUCUCUCUGCUGAACGGCGUGUGCCUGAUCGUGGGCAACAUGAUCGGCUCGGGCAUCUUCGUGUCUCCCGUGGGCGUGCUCAUGUACAGCGGCUCGUACGGGCUGUCGCUGGUCAUCUGGGCCAUCGGCGGCGCCUUCUCCGUGUUCGGCGCCCUCUGCUACGCCGAGCUGGGCACCACCAUCACCAAGUCGGGCGCCAGCUACGCCUACAUCCUGGAGGCGUUCGGCGGCUUCCUGGCCUUCAUCCGCCUGUGGACGUCGCUGCUCAUCAUCGAGCCCACCAGCCAGGCGGUCAUCGCCAUCACCUUCUCCAACUACAUGGUGCAGCCCAUCUUCCCCACCUGCAUCGCCCCCUACGCUGCCAACCGACUGCUGGCCGCAGCGUGCAUCUGCUUGCUGACCUUUGUGAACUGUGCGUAUGUGAAGUGGGGGACGAGAGUUCAGGACUUCUUCACCUACGCCAAGGUCAUCGCCCUUAUCGCCGUCAUCAUCACAGGACUGGUCAAGAUCGGACAGGGUCAAACUCAGAACUUUGAGGACAUGUUUGAGGGCUCGUCUCAGGACCCGGGGGCCAUUGCUCUGGCCCUGUACUCCGCCCUCUUCUCCUACUCCGGCUGGGACACCCUCAACUUCGUCACUGAGGAGAUCAAGAACCCCGAGAGGAACUUGCCCCUAUCUAUUGCCAUAUCGAUGCCCAUCGUCACGGUGAUCUACAUCCUGACCAAUGUGGCUUACUACGCCGUGCUGCCCAUUCAAGCCAUUCUGGACAGUGAUGCAGUGGCUGUGACGUUUGCGGAUCGUGUGUUUGGGGUGAUGAACUGGACCAUCCCUCUGGCUGUGGCCUUGUCCUGCUUUGGAGGACUCAACGCCUCCAUCCUCGCUGCCUCAAGGCUGUUCUUCGUGGGCUCCAGAGAGGGCCAGCUGCCAGACUACCUGUGCAUGAUUCACGUCCAUCGUUACACCCCCAUCCCAGCUCUCCUCUUCAAUGGUGCGAUGGCACUGGUGUACCUGUGUGUGGAGGACAUCUUCAAGCUGAUCAACUACUACAGCUUCAGCUACUGGUUCUUCGUGGGCCUCUCCAUCCUGGGUCAGCUCUACCUGCGCUGGAAGCAACCUGACCGGCCGCGGCCACUCAAGCUCAGCCUCAUCUUCCCCAUCGUCUUCUGCAUGUGCACCGUCUUCCUGGUGGUUGUGCCCCUCUACAGUGACACCGUCAACUCCCUGAUUGGCAUUGGUAUCGCCCUAUCGGGAGUGCCAGUCUACUUCCUCUGCUGCAAAACUCCCGCCCACAAGCGGCCAAUGUGGCUUCGCAAGUUUAUUGCUUCCUCUGGCAUUCUGAUCCAGAAGGUGUGCUACUCCGUGCUGACAGAGAUGGACGUAGACGAACCGAAGACGGACUAAGACUCAGCAUGUCCGCACAGGAACUCGUGUCCUCUGGCCUCUCAGACUGAAACUGGAAAAGCCAUUGGUCGAUCGCCAUAAAACACUCAACUCACAGCCAAUCAGAAACCUCUUUGGUCCAUGGUCAUGCAACACCUGUCUCACACACAACCAACCAACCAAUCACAAACUCUUUUGGUCAAUGGCCAAGCAACACUCCACACGCACAACCAACCAAUCACAGACUCUUUUUGUCAGUGGCCAAGCAACCCGUCAGGUUACUAAAAGUGACAAAUGUUCAAAGGACACCUGAAAGACUGUAACAGGAUGACUCGUCAUGGGACGCACAUGGAGAGACUUUCUGAUUCUGUGUAAACCCAUGAAAGCAUUAUAUACCAUUUUAUAUUUAAUUAUUUUUCAGAACUAACUGUAGACAAUGAUGGGAAGGAAAUGAAAUGUUGACAAUGACAUUUUGAAGGAUCUAGCAUUUGGAGAAAGUAUAGUUUAAAACAUAGCACUAGUACGAAUACCUGUGUAAGGUAUGGAGGAAAAAUACAGUGGGCAUUAUUAAAUGUUAUAAGACAAAA